GAUUUUUUUUUUUGCUCUAUAUUUCAGGAUAGCUCCCAGAAAAUACAGGAAAUUUGAAUCACAGCAACUCUGUCCCCAUCCAGUUUCUCUUGGCAUCUAUCCUCUGUGCCAGAGCCAUUUCCAAACUAAGUCAGAUGAAAUAUCCAGUAUUGAACACCAUGGCCACAGCAAUCAAACUAAGAUCCACAGUGCUACUGUUUAUGAAGGCUGUUCCUCAACCACUCUUUCAGGAAAGAUCAUGAUUUUGGAAGGAGCUGGCAGGAUGAGUAUCAAUUCCAGCAGCAAUCUACUCCACCAGCAGCCUUCCUGGACAGAUGGAUAUUCCACAUGCAAUGUAUCCAGUAGCUUCUAUGGAACCCAGUGGCAUGAAAUACACCCGCAGUACUGGACCAAGUUUCAAGUCUGGGAGUGGCUGCAGCAUCUCCUUGAUACCAACCAACUGGAUGCCAACUGCAUACCUUUCCAGGAGUUUGAUAUCAAUGGGGAACAUCUUUGUAGUAUGAGCCUGCAGGAAUUCACUCAGGCAGCUGGGACAGCAGGACAACUGCUUUACAGCAACCUCCAACACCUAAAAUGGAAUGGUCAGUGUGGAAGUGACAUGUACCAAUCUCAUAAUGUCAUUGUGAAGACAGAGCAAACAGAUCCAUCAUUAAUGGUAUCCUGGAAAGAAGAGAAUUAUCUUUAUGACAGUGGCUAUGGUAGCACAGUAGAGUUAUUGGACAGUAAAACAUUCUGUCGUGCUCAGAUUUCCAUGAUGACACCUAGUCACCAAUCUCCUGAUUCUUCAGAUGCAAAAAAAUCGCAAGAUCAUACCCCAAAGUCCCACACCAAGAAGCACAACCCUCGAGGAACUCAUCUUUGGGAAUUUAUUCGAGAUAUUCUUCUCAAUCCUGAGAAAAACCCAGGAUUAAUCAAGUGGGAAGACAGAUCAGAAGGUGUCUUCAGAUUUUUAAAAUCUGAAGCUGUUGCUCAGCUGUGGGGAAAGAAGAAAAACAACAGCAGCAUGACUUACGAGAAACUCAGCCGGGCUAUGAGAUACUAUUACAAAAGAGAAAUCCUUGAGCGUGUGGAUGGUCGGAGAUUAGUAUAUAAAUUUGGAAAGAAUGCCCGUGGUUGGAGAGAAAAUGAAAAUUAAAUAUAUCAAGAAAUAACAUUUAAAACACAUGGAUCACAUUGCAUAAUUCCUGCUUGCUUCUCACAGCAUCGUCUUCAAUAUCUACGUGUGGAAACAAAUCCAAGUUAGAUAUUUCACUAUUGCCAUUGUAAAUCUCAGCUUG
Onychostruthus taczanowskii (white-rumped snowfinch) is the source of this 1277-nucleotide messenger RNA. RefSeq names its product ETS homologous factor (gene EHF). Gene Ontology annotation, biological process: regulation of transcription by RNA polymerase II; cell differentiation. Bases 239 to 1135 code for a protein of 298 amino acids. The transcript has 10 exons. The record is from RefSeq and is a predicted model, not a curated record. NCBI's taxonomy places the organism in Eukaryota, Metazoa, Chordata, Aves, Passeriformes, Passeridae. Gene Ontology annotation, cellular component: nucleus. Gene Ontology annotation, molecular function: sequence-specific DNA binding; DNA-binding transcription factor activity, RNA polymerase II-specific.